CGAAAACCUAUUCCGGACUCAAUUUCCCGUCAUGCAUUUGGCAUGCGCUUUACACUACAGCAGACAGACAGGAUUUAGGGGUUUGUCAAAAGCGGGCUAAUUCAUACCAUCUCCACAAAUAUGUGGUGCUAAUCGUGUUUUUUCUUCGUUCGUAUGUCUUCGACGGUUGCUUCGGAUUUUUCAGAUUUCCAGAAACUUGUGUGCGUUUUCUGUACCCAGGAUGAGGUGGUGCCACAGCCCCCUCCUCCACCUGCUGUGUUGCUUGCGUUUGCGGGUGUGCACCAGGAAAUGCCGGUUCCGGCCGCCCGUGCUUCUGCGGGAGCUGUGGGCCUACGUGAAGCUGGUGCUUCAGUCUCUCCAAUACAACUCCCUCACUAACUCAGAUGUGGUCUUUGACUCGGUAUUCGAACCCGUCUUCUGGACAGUCGACCGCAUCACCCGAUGGUUUGGGAUGGUGUUUGUGUUUCUGGUGGUGGUCCUGACCAGCUCUAUCCUGGUGAUCUGCUACAUGAUCCUGCUACCCAUGGUCUUUGCCACCUACCAUCCAGCGUGGAUCACGUGGCACCUCUUUUACGGGCACUGGAACCUGGUCAUGAUCAUCUUCCACUACUACAAAGCCACAAAGACAUCCCCGGGAUACCCUCCUAUAGUGAAAAAUGACAUUCCAUUUGUGUCUGUCUGUAAGAAGUGCAUCAUUCCUAAACCAGCCAGGACACACCACUGUGGCAUUUGUAACAGGUGCAUUCUGAAAAUGGACCAUCAUUGUCCCUGGUUGAAUAAUUGUGUGGGCCACUUUAACCAGCGUUACUUCUUCUGCUUCUGCCUGGCCAUGUCCAUGGGCUGCAUGUACUGCAGCAUCAGUGGCAGGAACCUCUUCCUCGACGCGUACAAUACUCUAGAGCGCUUUAAGCAUAUGGACGGGGAGAGGCCAGGGGUGCCUGUGACCGGGAUGGGGCUUCUCAUAGGGAUCUUACCUUCCGGGCAGACCAACUACCAAACCCCCUCACCCCCCUACACCUUCAGGGACAGGAUGGUCCAUAAGAGCAUCAUCUACAUGUGGGUCCUUACCAGCACAGUGGGCGUGGCCCUGGGAGGCCUUACCGUCUGGCAUGCGGUCCUCAUAUCCAGGGGAGAGACCAGUAUCGAGAGACACAUCAACUUCAAGGAAACCAAGCGGCUAGCCAAGCGGGGAAAGGUUUAUAAAAACCCUUUUAAUUAUGGAAAGUUGAACAACUGGAAGGUAUUUCUGGGCGUUCAGAAGAGAAGCCACUGGUUGACCAGGGUCCUCCUUCCCUCUGGACACAACCCCCCGGGCGACGGUCUGACCUGGGACGUCCUCCCCUUCAAGAGGGACACCGUCCCCGUAUGACCACUUUGACCAGCGCUCCACUCCGUACCACUCCCGGACGUCGCGUUGAACAGCGAGGCGCGCUGUGGGAAACAGGGGGAGGCGUUCGGCUGUCUCCUCAACGACGUGCUGCGGAGGGGCUUGCGUUGUUUGAACCGUCUGAGGGGGGGACUGAGUGGGGAUACUUUGGGUCUGGGAGGAGGGCCUCCGUCCCUUCUUGUGCGUUGAGGAAAUCACAGAUUCUUGUCUGCUGACUCACGUAUCAUUAGACUGAACACAGACAGAACCCACAAUUUGUGAUUUUUUUUCAAGUUAAUAUCUCGAGAGCUUUAUAUGAGAGGACGCUGGCCAAAGGAGGAGUCAAAUGGACCCUUCCAUGUCUCUGUACAUUGACAUUGUGACCCUUAAAAAAAAAACAUUCCCUUUCCCCAUCCACAUCAUACCUUUAUCAUUUUGUUUUUUGUACUCCCAACACGUACCAAAACACAUAUCGGUAUUUUUUUGUAUUAAACUAAAGUAUGUGCAUAAAUUAUUUUUUCAAGCAGUA
Messenger RNA from Gadus macrocephalus (Pacific cod), 1895 nucleotides. It is a transcript of the gene zdhhc16a, whose product is annotated as zinc finger DHHC-type palmitoyltransferase 16a. Lineage: Eukaryota; Metazoa; Chordata; Actinopteri; Gadiformes; Gadidae. Gene Ontology annotation, molecular function: palmitoyltransferase activity. The transcript has 11 exons. The record is from RefSeq and is a predicted model, not a curated record. Bases 221 to 1369 code for a protein of 382 amino acids. Gene Ontology annotation, cellular component: Golgi apparatus. Gene Ontology annotation, biological process: protein palmitoylation.